Molecule: messenger RNA, 1875 nt
Organism: Symbiodinium sp. CCMP2456
Lineage: Eukaryota; Dinophyceae; Suessiales; Symbiodiniaceae
Source: the annotation of a GenBank genome assembly
AUGGAGCAGCCGGUGGUGGCGGAGGAUGGCUUCACCUAUGAGAAGGAGGCGAUUGAGCAAGCGUUGCAUAUGCGCCCGAAGAGCCCGAAGACAAAUGAGCCGAUGGGCGCCAAGGUCAUUCCCAAUCAGGAGAAGGUUGCGGCUAUCUUCGACUUCAAGGAGAAAACCAUCGACGAGAUUCUGUCCGUGGCCUCGCACGUGCCAAGUGAACAGGCGCAGAAGCUUUUGCAGCGAGCAGAGGCUUUCAUCCAGCCCAAGCUUCGCGACGGGGCAUACCAGAAGAAGCUUGCCAAAGUGCUUCAGCUGAAGGCUGCUCUGCCCUCUGAGCGAGCAGUCGCUGUUUCCCAGCUUCUCGGCCUGCUUGCCAAGAACCCGCAGGCCAUGGAAAUGAGACAAUUCCUCCAGCAUUUUUAUACGUGGGAGGUGUGGCCGAUUCUGCGUAGCUGCAGAGUGCACCGCAAAGACGACCUUGUAGAAAUUAUGCGAAGCGCCGCAUCCAGUGCUCGACCGACUAUGGCUUGUGCAGAAGAGCUGGACAGACUGUAUGCAUCAAGGCUGGCAGCGGGCGUGGAGGCUCAUGGUAGCCUUGCCAAGAACCUGGCAUCUAGAGAUAGCGCUUGCAAACUUUGGAAUUUUGUGCUUCCGCGGGCCUCUAGCUCUCUGGAUUCUGUGAUGGAUCCUGGCACAUGGCUGGAAGGGGCGACCUUGGUGCUGGCAGCUUUGCACGAGAAGAUUCCGUUUUGCUUGUCACACCUCCCGGAGAAGCUACUGACGGAGACCAGUACCCUCACAGAGACGCUUCUUCCCGUGGAGGAUCUUGAAGCACGAGUGCGUCUAUUUUUUGGCACAGAUGCCGACGCCUGGAAUGAGAUUUCCGAGUUAAAAGUCUGGACGAAGAGCUGUUGUGACCACGGCUUUCUGGCCUCGCUGUUCCUGGAGCUGUCAAGGCGCCGCUCUGGAGACCGGGCUGCGCAGAAGAGAUUGCUUCUGCAAGCCCUGGCAGUGAGCCCUAUGCAUGAGCUGACGCGAGACAGCUUGCUCCAAGUAUUUAUGGAAAGCAUGGACAUCGAGGGUUCUAUUGAGGAGGAGCAUGUUCUUGUUCCUCUUCUACUGGCAAAGCACGGCAAGGUUCCGGAAGAGACUCUUCCUAAGCUCACCCUGGCACCACACCAUGUUCAGCAGCUCAAGCUGGAGCCGACGAUUUGCUUAGCACUUGCCGACCAGCUGGCUGCAGCAAAGCGUCUGGAGCAGGGAGCUCGUCUUGCUGUGCAUGCUGCAAUAACUUUCGAUGCAAUGGGAAACAAGCAGGAUGCAUUGCUUGCCUAUGGCAGGGCCUACAACCUGGACCGACGCAACGAAGAUGCUUUGCACGGAAUGGUCGGUUGUUGCUCAAGAGUUAUCCAGAUGUGCUCCGACCUGCGAACAGUGGUUGACGAACAGCGCGCGUGUAUUAACAGACUCGAGGAGAAGGUCCAGAUCUUGCAAGAGUCAAAGAGUGAGUCCAGCAGCUGCAUCGGUGGAUGCAAGGUGUGGGAGAUCCCUCGGGAGGAUCUGCGACAUAUGGUCAGGGCAGACUACCUCAUGAGUCCGACAUUUCAUAUUGGAGCUGCCGUCAGCGCACGCUUAUCCUACUACCCGCGAGGUCGCAAAGCAGCCCCGAGAGGAUUUGCCACAAUCGCUUUGUUGUGCGACACUUCGUGCGCAGUAUCCGGGGAGAUUCGGAUAGGCUCCGAAACAGUGGUUCUCCGAACGACUGAUCCAUACGACAAGAAGAGCUGGGACAUUCCGGCCGCGGAUUAUCGCCAGGCCGGUGUGCGGAUCAAGUCAGUGCGACGACAAGACGACAGUUCACUCACUCACAAUUUCGUGUCAUGA